Molecule: messenger RNA, 504 nt
Organism: Ostertagia ostertagi
Lineage: Eukaryota; Metazoa; Nematoda; Chromadorea; Rhabditida; Trichostrongylidae
Source: the annotation of a GenBank genome assembly
AUGAAACUCUACAUUUUCGAUGAUACUGUACUCAUAAGUGGGGCUAACCUAUCAGACAACUAUUUUGUCAAUCGGCAAGAUAGAUAUGUUGUGUUCGAGAACAAGGAGUUGGCUGAUUUCUUUCAUAAUAUCGUCACUGCGGUAGGAGAGUGCUCAUUUCUACUCAACUGCGACGGUUCCACGAAGCUGCAUCCCAAUUGUUUGGUGCAUCCUUAUGAAGGUCUGCCUGUAUUUCUUAGAUGUUUGAAGCUGGGUGUGUUCUACAGCCCUCUAAUUUGCUACUUAUUUGAAAUUUCUGCAGGAUCCUUCAUUGAUUUCCACGACAUGUUGAAGGAGCGGGUCAACAGUGUCGUUGGUGAACUACAAAAUAAAGAUCGCUCGUCGUCAACUCGCUUGAAGACACUGUACUGUAUCCCCUUUUACAAAUGGGCCUAUUCGGAUAUAAUGAAGAAUACGAAUUACUGGAAAAGCUUUUUUCUUCCAAGAACGCCGAUAUGUGCUUAA